Molecule: messenger RNA, 1326 nt
Organism: Hippocampus zosterae (dwarf seahorse)
Lineage: Eukaryota; Metazoa; Chordata; Actinopteri; Syngnathiformes; Syngnathidae
Gene: slc52a3-1
Product: solute carrier family 52 member 3
Biological process (GO): riboflavin transport
Cellular component (GO): plasma membrane
Molecular function (GO): riboflavin transmembrane transporter activity
Source: RefSeq, a predicted model, not a curated record
AUGGCGCUGCGGGUCCACCUGCUGGCCUGCGCCUUGGGCCUGGGCUCCUGGGUGGCGGUCAACGGCCUGUGGGUGGAGCUUCCGCUGCUGGUCAACGCCCUCCCCGAAGGCUGGGAGCUGCCCUCCUACCUGACCGUGCUCAUCCAGACGGCCAACCUGGGGCCUCUGCUCAUCGCGCUGGCGCACAAAGCGGCGCCGGGGCGCCUGAAGGAGCGCCCCGUCAUCCUGGCCGUCCUCUGCGUGGGCGUCCUGUCCUGCGUCCUGCUCACCUUGUUCUGGGACCGCACCAGCGUGGUGGCGGGCGCGCGGCGCAGCGUGGCCUUCUUCGUCAUCACCUUCUUCCUCUCGCUGGUGGACUGCACCUCCUCCGUCACCUUCCUGCCUUUCAUGACGGCGCUGCCGGCCGCCUACGUCGCCAGCUACUACGUCGGCGAGGGGCUGAGCGGCUUCCUUCCCGGAGUGGUCGCCCUGGCCCAAGGCGUGGGCGCGGCCAAGUGCGUCAACGCUACGCAGGGGCCGGCGGGAAAUCACAGCGGCGCCCACGACGGCUUCCUCCAGACCGAAUAUCUCCCCCCCAACUUCUCCACGGAGGUGUUCUUCUUCUUCCUGACGGCCAUGAUGUGCGUGAGUCUGGCCGCUUUCGUCGCGCUCUGCAGGCUUCGCCCGGACUCCGACGAGAACCCGACGGGGGGCUCGCCGGGCUCCGGCCCGGACGACCCGGCGGCGGAGAUCGAUUUGAAACGGCGGGACGAGGGGGGCGCCGACUCCCGAUACCGGCUGACCUUCAUCUACUUCCUGGUGGUGUGGGUCAACGGCGCCACCAACGGCGCGCUCCCCUCCGUGCAGACGUACUCCUGCAUGCCCUACGGCAACCUGGCCUAUCACCUCUCGGCCGCUCUGGCUUCGAUGGCCAAUCCGCUCGCUUGCACCGUUGCCAUGUUCUUCCAAAACAGGUCUGUGGUGUUUCUGGGUGCGCUGGCGCUGUUGGGGACGGCCUUUGGCAGCUACAACAUGGCCAUGGCCGCCAUGAGUCCCUGUCCUCUACUUCAGGGCUCCGUGGCGGGAGAGGUCGUCAUUGUCCUCUCGUGGCUCCUCUUCACUGGAACUCUGUCUUACGUCAAAGUGAUGGUAGGAGUCAUCCUGCGUGACCGAAGUCACAGCGCCCUCGUUUGGUGUGGCGCGGCAGCGCAAGCCGGCUCGCUGGUGGGCUCCGUCGUCAUGUUUCCGCUGGUCAACGUCCUGAAGCUCUUCAAGGCGGGGGACUUCUGCAACACCCAAUGUCCUCUAUGACUGCUCCCAUGUUGAGUUCAAGACUUGUUUGUGAGA